CUUUAUCCAACUCCAUCUUCUCUUUCUAUACUCUACCUACUGCCCUUGACGCUGUCUUCUCAUCGGCCUUUAUUUCACUUCGCCCAAUCCCUUCUCACUUAUCUACUCCCCAGUCUACGCAGUCCUUCCCUCACCAUGUCAGAACGAAAAGUGCUUACAAAGUACUACCCACCCGACUUUGACCCUUCAAAGAUCGGUCGCACUCCAAAACACCUACGACCUACAGGUCCGAAGACUAUUCCUGUUCGACUGAUGGCUCCUUUCAGUAUGAAGUGUACCUCUUGCGGCGAGUACAUCUACAAAGGCCGCAAGUUCAACGCUCGAAAAGAAACGACUGACGAAAAAUAUCUCAACAUCACCAUCUACCGCUUCUACAUUCGAUGUACACGCUGCAGCUCCGAAAUUACGUUCAAGACCGAUCCAAAGAACAUGGACUACACCUGCGAAAGAGGAGCUAAGCGAAACUUCGAAUCGUGGCGAAACCCGGAGAGCACAGAGUUGAAAGAAACAGAUGAAGAGCGGCUGGACAGGCUCGAGAGGGAAGAAGCCGAGGAGGCAGAGAACGCCGAAAGAAAUGCCAUGGAGGAGCUUGAAGAGAAAAUGGAAGAGAGCAAGCGUGAAAUGCAGGUCGCUGAUGCCUUGGAUGAAAUCAUGCAAAGAAACGCCCGAAUCGAGAGAGGAGAGAAAGGGAGCAAAGAAGAAGAUAUUCUCGUUCAGGUUCGGGAUCUGGCGCGAGAGCAGAGAGAAGCGCAGGAGCGAGAGGAUGCUGAAGCUGCCCGCUUAGCUUUCGAAAGUACCAAAGUUGCUCAGGCCCGACUAGAGCAAGCGACCGAGGCCCAGGCACAGAAUUCGAAACAGAUCGACGAAGAUGCUACGCCGCAGCCUCCACCUUCAUUCGAAAAGGUUAAAAAAGCAAAGAAGCCUUUAGUACCUGGACUCGUACGAAAGACCCAGCCAACGGCGGCGGCAGCAGCAGCAGCAGCAGCAGCAUCACCAGUUCCCACGACAACAACAGCGUCGACAAAACCUAUUGGCUUGAAUUUAGGUGACUAUGAUUCGGAUGAUGAUUGAUCCAGCUUCAAUUGUUCGCAGGGAUUAUCCGUGUAUCUUCGUUCUGAUCUGAAACUAUUCGGUAAUACAGCAACACGACUAUUGAUUUCGAUGCCACCUUGGCAGCCGCAGAGAAGCUUUUGGCUGUGAAUGAACAUUAGCUCUUCCAGAAUGCUGUACUCAGCGUGGUGUAACGGAGAGGGUCUAGGUGGAAGAUCAUAACUAAGUCACCAUUGGCCAUUUUGACCGAGCUGAAGGAAUGUGCUGGAACUCAGUCCCCAUUCACAAUCGUGCCUCCGACUUGUCUCUCCUACGGUCAACAGCGCCUUGCGGAAGAUUCAAGCGAACUUGCAAAAAGGAUGAUUCCAUCUACAACAAGGACAAUUUGGUAAGCCUAAUUGUCAAUCGAAAUCGAUGCUGCCCGAGAACAUCCACCGCUCGGCCGAUGCGGCUAUUGCAGCGCAGGAUCGACUCCGUAUCAUCUGGCCUCUCGUCACAGUAUCGGCACGUGCUGCUAAACACGUGCAGUCUGAUUCUUAUGUGUGUGGACGAGACUAAAAGGCAUGUAUGCAUAUGGGAGUGCAGCAUGAUCUUCAGCACAGAACAUGAAGCGCGAUAGAAGAGGAUCAGCACAAUGGGUGAAUGAGCCUGUUUAGGGACUUGUUGGAGGGAAAUGUCUGAACGCGGUUUUGAUUGGACAGAUAAAUCAGAUAUGCGCCGAACUAGAGCGUUUCGAAUUAGUCGCUUGUAAUUGCUCUAAUGUCCUCUUCUCUCA
Molecule: messenger RNA, 1825 nt
Organism: Exophiala oligosperma
Lineage: Eukaryota; Fungi; Ascomycota; Eurotiomycetes; Chaetothyriales; Herpotrichiellaceae
Exons: 2
Coding region: 136-1071 (311 amino acids)
Biological process (GO): mRNA splicing, via spliceosome
Cellular component (GO): U2-type catalytic step 1 spliceosome
Source: RefSeq, a predicted model, not a curated record